CACUCUCCCAUCUCACUCAACUCACCCUCACAUCUUAACAUUUCUAAAGCUCCUUCUCCUCUCAAUAUCUCAUGGCAAACGCUCUUGAAGUCUCUGCUCUCAAUCGCAUCAAGCUGCAUCUUUUAGGAGAACUCUCUCCCCUCACCCAAUUUCAGGAACCAAACACAACCUCCCUCUGUUCCCAAUCUUCAACUUCCGAUUCAUUCACCACAGUUGACCAAAUCUUCUCCGAAUUCCUCGAUUUCCCAACUACUACUACUUCUUCCACAGAACAAAACCAGUUUUCUGCAUUCGAGUUUGAGCCAAAACCCGAAAUAAUUGAGCCACAAUUGGAAUUCAGUUUUCCAACCACACGCUGCAAAUCGAGUCGAAGGCCGUCGCUGCAAAUCUCUCUCCCGAAGAAGACCGAGUGGAUCCAAUUUGGAGAGCCCGAGGUUACCGAAACGGUGUCGCAGAGUAACCCGAACGCGGAAGAGAAGAAGCACUACAGAGGAGUGCGACAGAGACCGUGGGGGAAGUUUGCAGCGGAGAUCCGGGACCCGAACAAGCGCGGCUCCAGGGUGUGGCUUGGGACGUUCGACACGGCUAUCGAAGCCGCCAAAGCCUACGACCGAGCCGCGUUCAGGCUUCGCGGCUCCAAAGCCAUCCUCAACUUCCCCCUCGAAGCCGGCGCCGAUGACCGCAAACGCCAAAGGGAAGAGAAGGUGGAGCCGGUGCUUGAAGUCGUCAAGAGAGAAAAGAUAGGGGAAUCCGACGUUAGUCUUAUUAAGAAUAAUCCUUUAACGCCGUCUAGUUGGUUAGGGUUCUGGGGUAGUGAUGCAAACGGAAUAUUCACCGUGCCGCCCUUGUCACCGUUAUCUCCCCACCCGGCGUUGGGUUUUCCACAGCUUAUGGUUGUGUGAAAUCAUUUUUUUUUCUUCUUUCCUUGUCGAAUAUGGAGAUAAUUUAUUCAUUUAUUUAUUAUAUUGAACUCCUAUUGCUUUUGCCUAUUC
Molecule: messenger RNA, 992 nt
Organism: Glycine soja
Lineage: Eukaryota; Viridiplantae; Streptophyta; Magnoliopsida; Fabales; Fabaceae
Product: ethylene-responsive transcription factor 5-like
Exons: 1
Coding region: 72-902 (276 amino acids)
Biological process (GO): ethylene-activated signaling pathway; regulation of DNA-templated transcription
Molecular function (GO): DNA binding; DNA-binding transcription factor activity
Source: RefSeq, a predicted model, not a curated record